Penicillium canariense is the source of this 225-nucleotide messenger RNA. RefSeq lists its product as uncharacterized. NCBI's taxonomy places the organism in Eukaryota, Fungi, Ascomycota, Eurotiomycetes, Eurotiales, Aspergillaceae. The record is from RefSeq and is a predicted model, not a curated record. Bases 1 to 225 code for a protein of 74 amino acids. The transcript has a single exon.
AUGAUGAUGAAGAAGGAGAAGAAUAUGAAGGAGAAGAAUAUGAAGGAGAAGAAUAUGAAGGAGAAGAGGAGGAAGAAGAGGAAGAAGAGUAGUGUAGUUGAAUUGUCAACGAAGCGGCAGAUUGCGUCAAAGUUCGUAUCCUCUAAGAAACCAGAACACACGGCAUGGAACAGCAACGGAUGUGAGAUGAGCUCUUUUCCUCUCCCUGGAACUCAGGAGGAUUAG